UACAAUCAGUUUAUUAUUAAUAUUAAAAUAAGCAAUAAACAUUAAAAAACAAUGAAAAGAAUUUUCUCGAAUAUUUUUCAUCUUUUCAAAACGUGUUCUUAUGGUAGCCAAGCGGAGGAGCAUAGGUAUUAUGCGACAAAUGUAUCGUAGGCGUUGGGCAUAUUUAUGUUUGUCCAUUUUUAAGUUUUUUAAGGCUUUUGAAAAAAAAAUUAAAAAUUAAAAUAAUCGUGCAUGGAAAUUUAGCUACGUUUCCCCUCUAUUCCCCAUUCAUUCAUGUUCAAAACUUAUAGUCUUACAUCAACUGCGGUGAUAGAUUCAUUUUAGCUGAAUUCAGAAAUUGAAAAGCUAGGUAUUGUAAAGAAUUAAUACUUUUGUCGUAUGAGCAUAUAUAAUCAAACCAUUUGUUCAAAUCGGGAAUAAUAGUUUCGAUCAAAGUGUCUUAUGCACAAACAAACAAUCAACGUAAAGCCUUUUUUGGAACACGAAGAAAAAGCUUUUCACAGUGAUCAGUCCACAAGAUUUGAGAGUUGUACGUCUAAGAUGCAUUCAAGUAGCAAAACAAUAUUCAAUUUAACCACACACAAUAUGUAGGAGAGGUGGAACUGAAUCAGAUCGAUAAAACAAAUUAGGUAGAUAGCAUAUAAUAUUUGCAUCGAUAUAGAACUUACCAGCUUUCUUGGAUUCGAAUCCAAAACUUGGAACGUGACAUAAUACGAAGCCACACAAUGCCAACAACAUCCUAGUACAUAGGUUGGGUCCCUUCGAGUUCCAGCCUCUGCAUCUUCUUUAAUGAUAAUUAGGCAUAUCCAUAGUCGGCAUAUUAUAAUCAUAUCAAAUCAUUAGAAACAAUAAAACUGAUAAUAAUAAGUAUACCUAAUUACCUAUUGUUUCUUAACCUAUAUGAUGAAACAUUAGUCGCUAAAUUUUAAAAUCCAUAUUUGGAGUUUUGCACCGUUACCAAAAGAAAACAAGAAGAUAGUGGGGAAGGAAGCUACUACUGCUGCAUCUUGAGGCACGUGACAAGUUCCCACACGUGUCAUAAUCGCUUACGUCACGAAGGUCUCUUUGCUCCCUUUUAUUUUUCUCUGUUCCAUUCACAUGGCGUUGAAAAGUGUAAAACACAGUAUCUAUUUAAUUAUUAACCACUGUUAAAAAGAAGAAAGCUUCUGUAACGUCUUUUGACUGUUACAGCCUUUUUUUUAACCUCCCUCCAUUGCAUAAAUACACCUCACCAACUCUCUCGCCUCUCUCUAAACCCGAACACACUCCUCCUUCCUUCAUUGUCUCUCUCAACUUCUCUCUCAAACAUAAACCCUGUUUCUUGAUUUUCUUUACUUUCAUUUCCAUCGAUGUUACGAGAAUCAGACGGUGAGAUGAGCUUAGAGACCACAAACUCCCCUAUUAGCAGCGGGACAGAGAGUUGCAGCAGCUUCAGCCGGUUAUCUUUCGACACACCGCCGUCAACCACCGCGACUAUCCCCGAGGAAGAAAGCUUCCUCUCCCUUAAACCUCACCGCUCCUCCGACUUCGCCUACGCAGAGAUCCGCCGGCGGCGCAAACACGGCCUCACCUUCCGAGAUUUUCGCCUCAUGCGCCGCAUCGGCGCCGGAGACAUCGGAACAGUGUACCUAUGCCGUCUCGCCGGAGAAGAAGAAGAGAGCCGGAGGUCGUAUUUCGCGAUGAAGGUCGUGGAUAAAGAAGCGCUAGCGUUGAAGAAGAAGAUGCACCGAGCUGAGAUGGAGAAGAAGAUUCUGAAGAUGCUCGACCAUCCCUUUUUGCCGACCCUUUACGCCGAGUUUGAAGCGUCGCAUUUCUCUUGCAUCGUCAUGGAGUAUUGCUCCGGCGGAGACUUGCACUCGCUUCGUCAUAGACAGCCCGACGGAAGAUUCUCCCUUUCCUCCGCCAGAUUUUACGCGGCUGAAGUUCUAGUGGCGUUAGAAUAUCUACACAUGCUAGGCAUCAUCUACAGAGAUCUCAAGCCUGAAAAUAUCCUAGUUAGAUCGGACGGUCACAUCAUGCUCUCUGACUUUGACCUCUCCCUAUGCUCCGACUCAAUCGCAGCCGUUGAAUCCUCCUCCUCCUCGCCGGAGAAUCAACCCCGCUCUUCCCCGCGUAGACUCACACGUCUCGCUAAGCUUUUCCACCGCGUCUUGCGGUCCAAAAAGGUUCAGACGCUAGAGCCUAACCGUCUCUUUGUUGCUGAACCGGUUACCGCCCGGUCCGGUUCGUUUGUUGGUACGCAUGAGUACGUUGCACCAGAAGUCGCCUCGGGUGGGUCCCAUGGGAAUGCCGUUGACUGGUGGGCCUUUGGAGUGUUUCUAUACGAGAUUAUUUACGGUCGGACUCCGUUCGCCGCGCCGACCAAUGACGUCAUACUCCGUAACAUCGUGAAAAGACAGUUGACUUUCCCGACCGAUACGCCGGCUACCAUGUUCGAGCUUCAUGCGAGGAGUUUGAUCUCCGGGUUGCUCAACAAGGACCCGACCAAACGACUCGGGUCGCGGCGAGGCGCCGCGGAGGUUAAGGUUCAUCCGUUUUUCAAAGGUCUAAACUUUGCGCUUAUCCGUACGUUGACUCCGCCGGAGAUUCCUUCCGACGUAAGGAGACCGAAGAAAGCGGCAACGUUUAGUGGUAGGAGUAGUAAACCAGCUGCGUUCGAUUUCUUUUGAAGCGAACGGUAGUGAUUAGCGCCACGUUCUGGUCGGUUCAAGUCGGUGACUGACUUGUGACGAUAGAUCUUUUAGCUGUACAUAUUCUCUUGAAGCUGUCCUUGAUUUUAAAAAAAUACUACUCCGUAUUAGUUUUAUCUGACUUUUUAUAUGAUUAAAAUUAGAUGACUUCUCACGCGAUUUGUACUAUAAGCUUAUAAAUCUAAAACUAAUCUUGUCAUAAUUAUCAAAUCUUCGGGAGUUGGAAACA
Brassica rapa (field mustard) is the source of this 2919-nucleotide messenger RNA. Its product is annotated as protein kinase PINOID. Gene Ontology annotation, biological process: protein phosphorylation. The record is from RefSeq and is a predicted model, not a curated record. Gene Ontology annotation, molecular function: protein kinase activity; ATP binding. NCBI's taxonomy places the organism in Eukaryota, Viridiplantae, Streptophyta, Magnoliopsida, Brassicales, Brassicaceae.